This is a messenger RNA of Maylandia zebra (zebra mbuna), 855 nucleotides long. Lineage: Eukaryota; Metazoa; Chordata; Actinopteri; Cichliformes; Cichlidae. The record is from RefSeq and is a predicted model, not a curated record.
AUGCGGGUCGGAAUCCCCGCCCCCCAGCGCGCCCCCGUACGCCAAAACAGUGCCAGCAGAGUGAAACCGAAAAGAAUCAGUGAGAGAAAUCAGAGUUCAGCAGAGCCUGAUGAAGUCAGGUUGGUGGGAAAAGCCAGUCACUGUGGAGGUACACUGGAGAUAAAGCACGUGAGAGAAUGGACACCAGUAGACUUCUAUAACUGGACCCUGAAGAAAGCUGCAGACUCUGUCAGGCUGCUGAACGGUUCCAGUCUGUGUUCAGGCGGACUGCAGGUGAAGUCUAACCAGAGAUGGUCCUCAGUGUGUGAAGCUGACUUUGACCUGCAGGAUGCAGAGGUGGUCUGCAGGGAGCUUGGCUGUGGGCCUCCUUCGCUCCUCCGGGGGGCGCUCUAUGGAGAAGCGGAGGCUCCAGUGUGGAGCAGAGAGUUCCAGUGUGGAGGCCAUGAGUCUGCUCUCCUGGACUGUAGAAGCUCAGGCUCAGCUAGAAGCAGCUGCUCACCUGGCAAAGCUGCUGGACUCACCUGCUCAGAGCCUGUCAGGUUGGUGGGAGGAGCCAGUCGCUGUGCAGGUACACUGGAGGUGAAACACCUGGGAGAAUGGAGACCAGUGGAUGACAAUGGUUGGACCAUGAAACCAGCAGCUGUUGUCUGUGAACAUCUGGACUGUGGCUCUGCUGUUUCUGUAGGACUGAUAUUUAAGUCAUAUGGAUCUGUUUGGAGGAUCAACCCUGACUGUGUUCAGUCUGGAUCUCCUCUGAGGGAGUGUGCAAUAUCAUGGUCCUCCUCCUCUAUCCUUGAUCUCACCUGUUCAGGAUACCCCUUUGAGAAGAAGCUUGAGCAUUAUUGGCUAGCUUAG